AUGAGUUAUCCAGGUGAGUGUUUGUUGCAACUUGCACAACGUUGCAAUAAGUUCCCAAAACAAAUGAAGCAAAUCCAUUCUCUUAUAAUCACCAAUGGCCACCUCAUUCAUCACUCAAAUGCUCCAUCAUCAUCACAACACAAAUGGAUGCCUACCCUUCUCUACAAUGCCCUCAUCGGAGCCUAUCACAUUCACAACCAUAAUAAGGCUCUUCUCCUUUUCUCUCACAUGCUUGCAAACCAAGCCCCACCCAAUAGUCACACUUUUCCUUCCCUUCUCAAAUCUUCCACUCUUCCUUUGGGCACUACCCUUCACUCACAAGCCCUCAAGCGCGGACUCUUAUCUGACACCUUCAUUCUCUCCACUCUUCUUGCCCUCUAUGCAAGAAACAACCGCCUUGCUGAUGCACACAGAGUGUUUGAGGAAGUUCCCAUGUUUUGCAUUGUUGCAUGCAAUGCAAUGCUUAAUGCUUUUUCCAUGAAUGGGGACAUGGAGGCUGCUGUGUCAUUGCUUGAAGGCAUGCCCCAAAGGGAUGUUGUAUCUUGGACAACUGUUGUGAAUGGUUUUGCUUUGAAUGGGAAUUUUGGUGCUGCAAUAAGGUUUUUUGGGAAGAUGAUGAGUCAUAAGGAUGUGAUGGACGGUGUUGUGAAGCCUAAUGAGGCUACUUGUGUUUGUGUGUUAUCUUCUUGUGCCAGUUUGGAUGGUAAAGCGGCUCUUGAUUGUGGAAAGCAAGUUCAAGGAUAUGUGGUGAUGAAUGAGGUCAAGUUGGGGGUUUUUGUGGGAACUUCAUUGAUAAAUCUUUAUGGGAAGAUGGGGUGUUUGAAUUAUGCUGAGAAUGUAUUCAGAGUAAUGGUUUCAAGGGAAGUAUGCACUUGGAAUGCAAUAAUUUCUUCACUGGCUUCAAAUGGUAGAGAGAAGGAGGCUUUGGACAUGUUUGAGGAGAUGAAGCUUCAAGGGUUGCAACCAAAUGGCAUUACUUUUGUGGCAGUUCUUACAGCAUGUUCUCGAGCAAAGUUUGUUAUGGAAGGGUUGGAGUUGUUUCGAUCAAUGUUGCAUGACUUUCAAGUAGUGCCGAUAAUGAAGCACUAUGGCUGUGUGAUUGAUCUUUUGGGUAGAGCCGGGUAUAUCCAGGAAGCAGCUGACAUCAUAAGAAACAUGCCUUUUGAGCCCGAUGCAACUGUUUUGAGAGCCUUUUUGGGUGCUUGUAGGAUUCAUGGAGCUGCUGAACUCGGAGAAGAAAUUGGAAAGAAGGUGCUUAAACUGCAGACACAACACUGUGGCCAGUAUGUUUUAUUGUCAAGCAUGAAUGCUGAGAAAGAAAGAUGGGAUCAUGCUGCUGAUCUGAGGAAAGAAAUAAUGGAUGCUGGAAUUCAGAAAAUUCCAGCAUACAGUGUGGUUCACUAG
Abrus precatorius (Indian licorice) is the source of this 1404-nucleotide messenger RNA. Its product is annotated as putative pentatricopeptide repeat-containing protein At1g10330. The coding region runs from base 1 to 1404 and encodes 467 amino acids. NCBI's taxonomy places the organism in Eukaryota, Viridiplantae, Streptophyta, Magnoliopsida, Fabales, Fabaceae. Gene Ontology annotation, biological process: RNA modification. Gene Ontology annotation, molecular function: protein binding; RNA binding. The transcript has a single exon. The record is from RefSeq and is a predicted model, not a curated record.